Messenger RNA from Staurois parvus, 368 nucleotides. NCBI's taxonomy places the organism in Eukaryota, Metazoa, Chordata, Amphibia, Anura, Ranidae. The record is from the annotation of a GenBank genome assembly.
AUGGGGCCCCCGGGCAAUAGGGGAUCAUGGGGCCCCUGUGUCCUUGCCCAAACUCAAAAAAGCCUAUGAAAAAGGUACCAGGGGCAUCUCAUGGGGCCCCCUACUGAAACCGGGUCCUCGGGCAGUGCCCGAGUUUCCAAAUGUCAGUCCGCCCUGUUAGGGACCUAAUAUUGUACACCCCUUGGGGGAUGGACUGAAAACUCAUGAGGCCCCCGGGCAAUAGGGGAUCAUGGGGCCCCUGUGUCCUCGCCCACACUCAAACAACACCCAAAAAAGCCUAUGAAAGGUACCAGGGGCAUCUCAUGGGGCCCCCUACUGACCCCGGGCCCUCGGGCAAUGCCCGAGUUCCCAAAUGGUCAGUCCGCCCC